Molecule: messenger RNA, 2904 nt
Organism: Sinocyclocheilus rhinocerous
Lineage: Eukaryota; Metazoa; Chordata; Actinopteri; Cypriniformes; Cyprinidae
Product: cytosolic 10-formyltetrahydrofolate dehydrogenase-like
Exons: 21
Coding region: 98-2635 (845 amino acids)
Biological process (GO): one-carbon metabolic process; biosynthetic process; 10-formyltetrahydrofolate catabolic process
Cellular component (GO): cytoplasm
Molecular function (GO): formyltetrahydrofolate dehydrogenase activity; oxidoreductase activity, acting on the aldehyde or oxo group of donors, NAD or NADP as acceptor
Source: RefSeq, a predicted model, not a curated record
ACAAUUGUGUUGAAAUAAAUAGAAACAGUGUCUGCUGAAUCUUUCUUUCCUGCUGUGGAAUCUGGAAUCUUUCCUGCUCUAAUCUGGACUUGCAAAGAUGAAGAUCGCCGUGAUUGGCCAGAGUCUCUUUGGACAGGAAGUGUACAAAGAACUGAAGAAGGAUGGCCACACGAUUGUUGGUGUAUUCACCAUCCCUGACAAAGAUGGAAAAGUGGACUCACUUGCGACUGAGGCAGAGAAGGAUGGCGUGCCAGUGUUCAAGUUUCCCCGUUGGAGGCUGAAGGGAAAGGCCAUCACAGAGGUGGUGGAUCAGUAUAAGGCCGUUGGUGCUGAACUGAAUGUUCUUCCUUUCUGCUCUCAAUUCAUCCCUAUGGAAGUGAUAGAUCACCCAACACACGGGUCCAUCAUUUAUCAUCCCUCUUUGCUGCCCAGACACAGAGGUGCCUCUGCCAUUAACUGGACUCUGAUUCAUGGUGAUAAGAAGGGUGGGUUUACUAUAUUCUGGGCAGAUGAUGGACUGGACACAGGACCAAUUCUUUUACAAAGAGAAUGCGACGUUGAGCCAAAUGACAACGUAAACAGCAUCUACAAACGCUUCCUGUUCCCGGAGGGAGUUAAAGGCAUGGUGGAGGCAGUCAGGUUAAUUGCAGCGGGUACAGCUCCGAGAAUCAAGCAACCAGAGGAAGGAGCCACAUAUGAGUGUAUUCAGAAGAAAGAAAAUUCAAAGAUUGACUGGAACCAGUCAGCAGAAGCCAUUCAUAACUGGAUCAGAGGAAAUGACAGAGUACCUGGAGCCUGGGCAGAGAUUGAUGGCAAAAAUGUUUCAUUUUAUGGAUCAACACUGUUGGAAAAUGACCAUUUUUCAAGUAAUGGUCAACCUCUGGAAAUCCCUGGAGCAAGUCGACCUGGUCUGGUUACCAAAAAUGGCCUUGUUCUUUUUGGGAAUGAUGGCAAGAUGUUGCUUGUGAAGAACCUGCAGUUUGAGGAUGGGAAGAUGAUUGCUGCAUCCCAGUAUUUUAAAGCUGCUCUCAGUUCCACUGUGGAGCUCUCUGAGGACGAAAAACAAUUUGCUGGCUUUGAAGAGUUCAUUCAAAUGUGUGUGAGGAAACUGAGAGGAGAGGAUGAGGAAGAAGAGUUCACUGUAGACUAUGUGGAAAAGAAACUGAACAAUAUGACAAUCCAAAUCCCACACCAGCUUUUCAUAAAUGGGGAGUUUGUAGAUGCUGAAGGGGGAAAGACCUAUAAGACCAUUAACCCCACUGAUGGACAGGCAAUCUGUGAUGUGUCCUUAGCUCAGAUCUCAGAUGUGGAAAAGGCAGUGGCUGCAGCUAAAGAAGCAUUUGAGGAGGGAGAGUGGGGCAAGAUGAACCCCAGAGACCGAGGCAAACUACUCUAUAAACUGGCUGAUCUGAUGGAGCAGCAUCAGGAAGAGUUGGCCACUAUUGAGAGCAUAGACUCAGGAGCAGUCUAUACUCUUGCCCUCAAAACACACAUCGGCAUGUCUGUUCAGACAUUCAGAUACUUUGCUGGCUGGUGUGACAAGAUUCAGGGCUGCACUAUUCCUAUCAACCAGGCUCGACCUAAUCGAAACCUUACCUUCACCAAGAAAGAACCAAUUGGUGUGUGUGCCAUUGUCAUUCCUUGGAAUUAUCCACUGAUGAUGCUGGCAUGGAAGACUGCAGCCUGCCUAGCAGCUGGAAACACUGUGGUGCUCAAACCUGCACAGGUCACACCUUUGACUGCUCUCAAGUUUGCUGAAUUAACUGCAUUGGCAAAGUUUCCAAAAGGCGUGGUGAACAUACUACCAGGAUCUGGGUCUCUGGUCGGUCAGCGGCUGUCUGACCACCCUGAUGUUCGAAAACUUGGCUUCACCGGCUCCACUGAGAUUGGCAAACAGAUAAUGAAAAGCUGUGCAGUCAGCAAUGUGAAGAAGGUUUCUCUUGAGUUAGGAGGAAAGUCUCCUCUCAUCAUCUUUAAUGACUGUGAUCUGGACAAGGCUGUCAGAAUGGGUAUGAGCUCUGUGUUCUUCAAUAAGGGAGAGAACUGCAUUGCAGCAGGGAGACUUUUCAUUGAGGAAUCUAUCCAUGACACUUUUGUGGAGAGAGUGGUCAAUGAAAUAAAGAAGAUGAAGAUUGGUGAUCCACUAGACCGUUCCACAGACCAUGGCCCCCAGAACCACAAAGCCCAUCUGGACAAACUGGUGGAAUACUGUGAAAAAGGGGUCAAAGAAAGAGCAAACUUAGUGUUUGGAGGGAAACAAGUGAACCGUCCAGGUUUCUUCUUUGAACCAACUGUUUUCACUGACGUGCAGGAUCACAUGUAUAUUGCUAUUGAGGAGUCCUUUGGGCCCAUCAUGAUCAUCUCCAAAUUCAGUAAUGGAGAUGUUGACAAAGUGCUGCAGAGGGCUAAUGCUACAGAAUAUGGUUUAGCAUCAGGUGUGUUUACACGUGACAUCAGUAAGGCUCUGUAUGUGAGUGAAAAACUUCAGGCUGGCACUGUGUUCAUCAAUACUUACAACAAGACCGAUGUCGCUGCUCCUUUUGGUGGCUUCAAACAGUCUGGCUUUGGCAAAGAUUUGGGACAAGAAGCUCUGAAUGAGUAUCUGAAGAUUAAAUGUGUGACUGUUGAAUACUAAUAAAAUACUGGACAUAUAGUGCACAACAUAAAAUGAUUGCAUUUUAGUGCUCAAAAGUAGCAGCUAAGGACAAUUUCAGUUUAGCCUUCAAGUAAAUUGUCAUGACUUAGUAAUUACAUUCGUUUUGUGUGUAAUAAUGGAUUGCAUUUCAGUUCCGACAAUUAAGAAAAUCAAAUCAAAUCACAAGUUCCCCUUAAGGCUUUAGUUCUUACUUUCCUAGUUUUACACAGUAUCUGUAAAUGUCUUACUGUAUAUAAGCGUAAGAAAGU